AUGGGAGUGUAUGAGGAGCGCGCCCCUCCUACCACCGGCAUGCACUGGCCGGCCAGCUCGCAGGAGCGCGGGAGCGGCUUGGCUGUGGGGCGUCAAGGGGGGCCCGGUAGUGCGGGGGGCCCCGGAGCAGUCGAGCAGGCAAGGGACCUAAGUCCCUGCCUCCCCGCGUCGAUGGGCGACGCUGCACGACCUACCACCUUACCGUGCAGUCCUCCCGCCGCCCACCACCACGGGUCCCAUCACACGCCCCAUCACGCGUCCCAUCAGACGCCCCAUCAGACGCCUUUACAUCAAACCCAUUGCGGAACCAACAAUAACUGCUACGACGGUCCAACCACCCCCUACGAUUCUAGGGACUACGAUUCGCCUGGAGGUGGAUCGGAGUACAGAAACAACAACGGUAGUUUCGAUAAUAAUCCAAGUGACUUGAGUAUGCCACCACAAGGGACUCAUCAUCAUCAUCACCACCAUCAUCAUUCGCAUUUACAUGCGCAAACUCAUACGCAAGAGCAACAAACCUCCGAGCAUUUGCAGACCAUUCCGAAACUCGAGCCACCACCAACGCCACCGGCACAAUCCGAGGAUGUUCCUGGAGUUGUCUGUGCGGGUUGUGGAUUAAGGAUAUCCGACAGGUAUUAUCUUCAGGCGGUCGACAGGAGAUGGCAUGCUUCGUGUCUUCAGUGUUCUCACUGUCGUCAGGGUCUCGAUAACGAAGUCACCUGUUUCUGUAGGAAUGGGAACAUAUAUUGCAAGAAGGAUUAUUAUAGGAUGUUUGGGAGCCUAAAGAGAUGUGCGCGAUGCCAAGCGGCAAUACUCGCCUCGGAGUUGGUGAUGCGCGCGCGCGACUUGGUUUUCCACGUGCGUUGCUUUUCGUGCGCGGCGUGCGCGGUCCUGUUGACAAAAGGCGAUCACUUCGGUAUGAGGGACGGGACAGUUUUGUGUCGGCUACAUUAUGAAAUGGGCGCGGAACUUCAUCCGGCCCAGAGCCCACCGGUUCCUGUUUAUCCACCGGGUCCACAUUACGCCGGACAAUUUCCAUCUCCCGAAUUUCUCCAUCAUCAUCACCACCACCAUCAUCAUCAUACGACGGUCGCUGCGGCCGCGGCAGCGGCAGCUGCGGUCGCCGGUCAUGGGCCACCUCAUCCACAUUCGAUGCACCCUCAACAUCCUCACAGUCAUAUAAGCCCUGUGCCGCUUCAACCCUCAACGCCGUCAGUCCCCGACGCCGGUUCACCUCCAAAGGUACCCUAUUUCAAUGGAGCAGCGGCAGCGACAACAGUUGUACCACCACCGAGGCAAAAGGGACGACCAAGGAAAAGGAAGCCUAAAGAUCUCGAGGCUAUGACCGCCAGUCUCGACUUGAACGCCGACUAUAUAGACAUGCCCUUCGGAAGAGGCGGUCCUGGGACUCCAGGCAUACCUGGCUCCAAUAGUAGAACAAAACGAAUGAGGACGAGUUUCAAGCAUCACCAGUUAAGGACGAUGAAGAGUUACUUCGCGAUCAAUCACAAUCCCGACGCGAAGGAUCUCAAGCAGCUUUCCCAGAAAACUGGCUUGCCAAAAAGGGUACUGCAGGUAUGGUUCCAAAAUGCACGUGCCAAAUGGCGACGUAUGGUAUUGAAGCAAGAAGGAAAAUCGGACAAGUGCGAUAGCGUUGUCGACGGAGGUUCCUUGGGUGAUCUCGAACUUUAUGGCAACAGCGGCGGAAGUGGUGGUCCACCGAUGAGCCCUCCCUUCAUGUUAGGUGGUCCCCAUAGUCCGGCAUCCCUGGCGUCUUUGGAUUGCGCGUGAUCGACCAUUGGAAUUUGCACGAUUGACGAAGACAAUUCAAUUCAAAGCAAGAAAAAAAAAAAAAAAACGAAAAAAAAAAACGGAAAAAAAACACAAAAAAAAACCAAAAGAAAAAAACAAAAAAAAACCAAAAAAAAAUAACAAAAAAAGAAAAGAAAAGAAGGAGAAAAGAAAUGACACAAAAUGAUCACUAGUUUCUUCUUCGGAGUGAAGGGCAGGCAGGGGGAGGGGGAGAGGUGGACGAGGGAGGAGGAGGAGGACGAGGAGGAGGAGGAGGUCUGGCUCGACGCUUCCAAAAGGCGAUUCGUUGUUUCUUCUUUUUUUUUUGCUCUCUCUUUUUCUUCUUCUUCUUCUUCUUUUCCUUUUUCUCACUCUUUUUUUUUGUUUGUUUGUUUGUUUGUUUCUUUUUUCUUCGAUAAAUCCCCCUUUCGUGCAAAAGUUUCCUUUCUCUUUCGAUGAAUCGGUGGGAACGAAUACCGGCCAAUCGAGUACCAAUGGAGAUUAUCAUCGAUUUAUAGAAACUCUAUUUGUGUCGUGUUACGAAAUUUAAAAAGGAGACGAAUGAAAGAAAGAAGGAAAGAAGGAAGGAAAGAAAAAAGAAAGAAAGAAAGAAAGAUAGAUAGAAAAAAAAAAAGAAGAAUAAUAACUUCGUAGGAAAAGAUAAUCGAAAAUAGUCGAGAAAAUUCCUUGUAUUUAUUGUAGUCCUAAUCGGCGAACGUCCGUGAACAUCCUUUGUUGUAUAGAAAAAGAGAGCUUCGUCUCGCUUAAACCGAAGGGAAUUAUUUCUUAAGGAUGCCAAGGAAGGGAGCCUUACUGCUGAAAGCAAUGUAAUUAGCUAACGAUGUCUAUUUAUUGGUGUAAUCGCUCAGAGGUAAUAAAAAAAAAAAAAAAAAAAAACGAAAAAAAAUGAAAAAAAGAAAAAAAAAAGGAGAAAGAAAAAUGGAAAAAAAAACGCAAAAGCAUUAGCUAACCGAUAAAACGAUUACGAUGCAAGCGAGCUGCCCUGAAAUUCGACGUUUCGAUACUUCUCGAUACAUCCUUUCUUUUCUUUUUUUUUUCCUUUUUGUUUUUUUUUUUCUUUUUUCUUUUUUUUGUUUUUUUUUUCCCCCGACAAAAUCAUCUCACGCGACGAGUGAUACAUAACGUGUGAGUAUCUAAUAUAUCGAUUUUGGAUCAAUCGGAAUACAUUUGCUCGUAGAUUUCUGAACACGUGAAAGGAAAGAAAUAAAAGGAAAUGUAAAAAAAA
This is a messenger RNA of Vespa mandarinia (Asian giant hornet), 3037 nucleotides long. RefSeq names its product protein apterous-like. Gene Ontology annotation, biological process: regulation of transcription by RNA polymerase II; neuron differentiation. NCBI's taxonomy places the organism in Eukaryota, Metazoa, Arthropoda, Insecta, Hymenoptera, Vespidae. The record is from RefSeq and is a predicted model, not a curated record. Gene Ontology annotation, cellular component: nucleus. Gene Ontology annotation, molecular function: DNA-binding transcription factor activity, RNA polymerase II-specific; RNA polymerase II transcription regulatory region sequence-specific DNA binding.